UUGGAGGGAAAGAAAGAAAAUUUGUUCUAUUUCCUUCGAUCUCUCCCCUUACAUAGAUCAUCAAAGAGAAGUAACCGUCCGCCCCGCCCCAUUCUUCUAUAUGUGGUGCACUUGCUUUUAAAUCAUUCUCACUCGAGAACAAAACCCAAACCCAACAAUCCUUAUACCUCAAUUCAUAAGUUUUUUCUGGUAAAAUCUUUCGCAUUCGAGGUACUCAAACCUCAGAACCCCUAAAACCCUGAUCUCCCUCUCUGUUCAAUGAGGAAAAUCAAAACACUACAUUUCCUGACCUGCAAAUCCUCACUUUUCUCUCCCAUAGAACCUCUCACAAAGCAACCCCACCAUUGUUAUACGCAGAGGUUCUCCUAUGUCGAGGUCAAAAUGAAAUGGAAAAAGGACCGGUAUUUAGACUCUCUUCCUGUCUUGGAUAAAAUCCAUGAUCUGAAAGCAAUAUUCGCUGUGAAAGACUAUAUCAUAAAAGAACCAGAUUUUUGCAUCCCAAUCUCCUGCAUUUCAAAAAAGAACUUUGAAUUAGGAAUACCCAUCAGAGUUGCAACCUUUCUCAGGAAAUACCCAACUAUUUUUAAGGAAGUUACAGGUGAAAAAUACAAUCUCCCAUGGUUUAGGUUGACCCAAGAAGCGAUAGAUCUCGACAGUGAAGAACAGGCAGUGUAUCAGAAUCAUCUGUCAGAUUUCAUCGACAGGCUGAAGAAGCUCCUGUUCAUGACCAAAGAGAAAAGGCUUCCUUUACAAAUAAUCGAAGGUAUGAGGUGGUAUUUGGGUUUACCCAAGGAAUAUUUGAAGGUUUUAAAGAUUAAUUCCAGUGGGUCUUUCUCUCUCUAUGAUAUGGUAGAUGGGAAGCAGGGUCUAAGCUUGAAUUGUGAAGCACUGGAGGUACCCAUUUCUUUUAUUCAGCAAAAAUCUAUGAGAGAAGGGAGUUACAGAGAAGGUGGGCCAAUUGCUUUCUCUCUGUACCCCUCAAAAGGGCUUCGAUUAAAGCGAAAAAUUGAAAAUUGGGUUGAAGAAUUGCAGAAUCUUCCCUAUAUAUCUCCAUAUGAAGACCCCUCUGAUUUGAAUCCAAACAGUGAUAUUUCAGAGAAGAGAGUUGUUGGGGUUUUGCAUGAAUUGCUAGGCCUUUUUGUGGAAAAUUUAGGAGAGAGGAAGAAAUUGCUUUUUCUGAAGAAGCAGUUGGGCUUGCCCCAAAAGUUUCAUAAGGCAUUUGAACGCCAUCCUCAUAUAUUCUACUUGUCUCUGAGAAACAAGACUUGCCAUGUGAUUUUGAAGGAGGCAUACAAUAAGGAUUCUAUGAUAGAGAAACACCCAAUUUUAGGAGUGAGAAAGAAGUUCAUGAAGUUGAUGGACGAGUCUAAGACUGUGAUAGUAAGCAAGCGGCACAAAAAACCAGCAGAAUCUGAUGAUGAGAAAGAUGAGAGGUGUAAUGGAGAUUUACCUGCUGAGUGGGAGAGUGGAGAAGAGGAAGAAAAUCUCAUCUGACUGUUGUUGCCCAUUAUAAUACCUACCCAUAUAUACAUUUCCAUAUACUCAUGAAACCAAUUUCUGUGACUACAGUGUGUUUGUGUGUGUAUGAGAGAGAGAUACAAAUAUCGUUGAAUGUUUGUGUUGCGUCAGAGCGAGAGAACCUUGUCACUUCGGUGCUUGACUCCUGUCUAUAUCGAGUUGCUUUGAGUGGCAACAUUCUAUGUUUUGACUGGUAAUAUCAGGAUUGGACUAGCCACCUGGAAGUAAAGGAAUUGGUCCAGUCAAAAUUGAUCAAACUAUCGAACUAACUCAUCACCCGGCGUUUGAUUCACCCGGUGUUUGUUGGGUUUGUUUCCAUAAUCUGAUUAAUUCUUGUUCCAUUCUCUGUCACUAUCUCUCGUAUUUCUAUCUCUUGAAGUUCUGUUAUCCUCAUUUUGUUUGGUUCUUUGAAUUGUAUUAUUGUGUAUCUGAGAUUGGCUCAUCUGUUCUCUCCAUAUAUUUUUUCAUAUUCCUUUUUUCUUUUAUGUUUUUUCUUUUUAUUUAUUUAUCCUUAUUAUGGUGUCUAUAUCUUUUAUUAAAUGCCUGUCACUCCCACUCAUGUUUCAGAUUUUACUAAAUUCUCUUAAUUUAUUGCUUUUUCUAAUUAAUUUCAUGUUUCCUGGCUUUAAUUCUAUUUUUGCAGUCUGUGGCUUUUCCACUGCUCCCCUGUUUAUGAUCGCUGGAAUUUGGUUCGUGGUAUUUGGGGUGGUCCUCUCUCACUUGUUGCUGCGACUGUUGCUGCCCCUAAGAAUUCCAAACUACUCAAGAGUUGCCUAUGCAUUAUCUCCCAUUUUUCUCAUACUUUUCACCUGUGCUGCCAUAUUUGGAUGUGUUGUUUUGUAUACUGGUCAGGGGUAGUUCCAUGGAAGCACAAAAUGCACCUGAGAUUAUGUAGUGGGCCAGGCUUAUUCGACAGUUGACAAUCUUAAGAACUUCUUGCUGAGUUUAUCAGCUGCUAAGAGCAUUGGGGUUUAUCGCAUCUUCCUUCUUGCUGAUGAUCAGGCUAAGAUCGAUAAUCUUGUCACAAAGCUAAAUGCGUCCGCUAAUACUCUCCAGAAUAGGACGGGGUGCAAUUCUCAGAAAAUUCAGAAUUGGCUUGAUACUGUGUAAGAAGGCCCGAUACAUCUACUGUGCAUCUCGGAUUCGACACACACAUUUCAGAUUCAACACCUGCGCAAAACGAAUUGCAAUAGAGAUACUUUCUGAUUGUCGUGAUUGUCGUGAUUGUCAUGGCUGAAGUUAUGCUAUUUUUAGCAUUUAUUGGAUUUCAUUGGUUAUCAUUGGUUGGAUUCUAGUUGCUGGGACAUUCAUUUUAUGUGGUGUAUUUCUUCUUCUCAACAAUGUUGUUUCAGAUACUUCUGUUGCCAUGCAAGAAUGGGUAGAUCACCCUCAUGCAAGGACAGCACUGGAUGAUAUACUCCCAUGUGUGGAUGUAUACACUGCUAAUGAAUCCUUGUUUCGAAGCAAGGAGGUCUCCUACCAAAUGGUUAAUGUUGUUAAUCAGAUUAUCAACAAUGUCUCCAAUGUAAAUUAUCCUACCAUUGCUGCCCCUUUAUACUACAACCAAUCUGGACCCUUGGUGCCUGUUCCAUGCAACCGGUUUAACUCCGUCAUCACUGAUUGAAGUUGUCAAGCUGGAGAAGUCUCCUUCAAAAAUGCUUCACAGGUAAAAGUCUUGAAGUUGUCAAGCUGGAGAAGUCUCCUUCAAAAAUGCGUCUACAUGUCCUUGGAACACCAUGAGAUUAUUCUCUCCCACUCUCCCACUACUGUAUAUAUGUAUGCAUAUAUGUACAUAUGCACGUAUAUAUAGACAUAGGUUUGAAUAAGUGUGGGGUAUUUGGAAAGAAGAACGUCUACAUUACAUAUCAGAAGGCUUAUACAUUUUUUUCGAGGUUGGGAGCAUGAUUUUAUGCAACAUUAAUGUUUUCCUUGCACAGGAAUUGGAUAGCUUUUUAUGUCAUGAUCUUUCCAAGUUAGUUUAUGGUAUUUGCAACUGAAAAAACUAGUUCUGUA
Molecule: messenger RNA, 3531 nt
Organism: Amborella trichopoda
Lineage: Eukaryota; Viridiplantae; Streptophyta; Magnoliopsida; Amborellales; Amborellaceae
Source: RefSeq, a predicted model, not a curated record